AUGCCGCCAGUCGCUCCAAACCCGUCCGGCGAUCGUCGCAGCAACGACGCUGCACCGGAGAAAGCGGGCGCUCAAGGAGGCAGCGCGCCUGCAUCCCGUAAAUCUCCCGGCCUACGCCUGCCCAUGAUGACGAAGGUCAACCGCGAUGCGGACGAUGAUUCCAGCGACGACUCCGCCGACGAGUUCGCCCGUUGGCAGGCCACCUCCGGGCCGACGACGCCCAACAUCUCCGAGACCGCUGCACAGCUGCGACGCAACCUCAGUGUCACCGGGCUCCAGGAUCUCGCGCAUAUGCCGCGAAGCCAGAUCCGCAAGUCGGUCGGGAACAAGGUUUGGCGGCCGCAAGACGAAGAAGCGCGCAUCCCCAGCGACUGGGAGAGGCUGGCGGUCCACGUCGUUCGCGGCGGUCUGCGCGCAGGCAACCUUGCGUUUGCCUUGCGUGCCACGCUCAUGCUGGUCUUGGAGCUGAUCAAGUCGCUCCGCACCAAGAAAUUCAAUCGCAAUGCCUUCGGCAUCGCGUUGUUGGGUCCUCGCAAUUUCCGCUUCGCGGCACUGUUCGCCAUCUGGGCCUCGCUUUACAAGGCGGUCCACAACGGCCUCCGCUUGAUGACGCCGAUGCCCGUCAAGAAAGCGCGCUCUCGCGCCGCGUCGGCGUCUGGUGCGGCGACACUUUCAAUCGAAAAGGCUGGCGACAAUGCCACGCUGGACGACGCGGGCGCGGGCAGCGGCACCGCGACGCCGCGCUCCGGCAGGUCCGCUUUGGAGGGCAAGUCGCCCGAGGAAAAGGCCAAGGAGAAAGCAAAGCAGAAGCGCCACGCUUUCAUGCGCGACCCUCGUUCCAAGGUGUGGCACGCGUACGUGGCGGGCGCCGUCUCGGCCUUGGCCGUGCUCGUCGAAACUCCGGACAACCGCAUUGCCCUGGCGCAGCAGCUCUUUGUGCGCGGCUUGGAGGGAUCGUACAACGUCUCGCACGAACGCGGCCUGAUCAACAUCCCUUACGGUGCCGUGAUCACCUUCGGUAUUGCGUGCGGACAGAUCAUGUGGGCCUGGCUCGAGGCGCCCGAAUCGCUGCCCAAGUCGUACAAGAACUGGAUCACGAGAGCUUCGCAGGUCAGCCCGAGAGUCCCGGAGAUCUACCGAUCCAUCAAGUUCGACCGCAAGGCCGAUGCCGACUUUGCACUCAAGUGGUUCCCGGAUGGCAAGGUGCCAGAGCCCCUGUCGCUCAGCCCUCUGCGCUACCCGGACGUGGCGCCCAACGCCAUGAAUCGCCGCGGCAUCAAGGGCAAGAAUGUGCGCAAGAUCGUCGAGUGGAUGGAUCGAACGCGAAAGGGAGACUGCGGCGGCGUGGUCGACUGUGCCCUCGUACACCCCUGGGAGACGAGCCACUGGCGCGGUCCCAUCGACCGAUUCAUCGAGGUCACCCGCUGGAUCUUACCCGUCUACCUCACGCUUCACUUUGUGCCGGCCAUCUUCCUUCGACCGGGCAAGUUCCUCAAGAACCCGGUCGAUGCGACGAUCCGUUCGCUCCGGGGCUCCUUGCGCUCCUCGUCGUUCUUGGGUGUCUUCGUGAUCAUCUUCCAGACGCUGUUCUGCGCGCAGCACUCGCUGUACAACUACAUCCAGGCGAGCGAGAGGCUGCGACGCAUCGUGCCGCAGUGGUUUUCUCGCAUGCUGAUCAGCUCGUGGAUCAAGUGGGUCACCGGCUUCAUGACCUGUCUCUCGCUCUUUGUCGACGACUCGCGACGCCGCGCCGAGCUUGCGGCCUACGUGCUGCCCAAGGGUAUGGAGAGCGCGUGGUCGGUGCUGAGGAAGAAGUCGUACGUGCCGUUCGUGCCCGGUGGCGAGGUCUUGCUCACCUCGGCAGGCAUGUCGCUCGUCAUGGGAACGUACGCGCAGAACCCAGAGCAUCUCUCGGGCCUCGUUCGCCGAAUCGUGUAUCAGUUCGUCGGUCGCAACUAA
Moesziomyces antarcticus is the source of this 1959-nucleotide messenger RNA. RefSeq lists its product as uncharacterized. The record is from RefSeq and is a predicted model, not a curated record. Bases 1 to 1959 code for a protein of 652 amino acids. Lineage: Eukaryota; Fungi; Basidiomycota; Ustilaginomycetes; Ustilaginales; Ustilaginaceae. The transcript is spliced from 2 exons.